AUGUAGAGGAAAUGUUUUCGCUGUACGUCCAAUAUAUUGUAUAUAAUCCAAUAAUCUAUUGGUCUUCUUGGAUUAUACUCAUUUCGGAUAUCUCAAUGAAUAUUACGUAAGCUUUAUGCAUUUAUUCUUUUUACAUUUCCGGUUGUGAAUAAUUAACUCCGUGGAUGUAAAAACACAAUUACCUUUUUCCCUAUAGGGUGUGUAUUUAAGUAUUUAACAGGUUGAUCCACAUGGGCUUUGAGAACUAUCGUUCACGGCUGGUAAGGUAGUAUGUGUGUAGCGAUUGAUUUAUAUGUAUACGUGACUCUUGAGAUGGAUCCAUCCGACAACGGAUGUUAUGGGCUUUACAGUGUGUGAUUUCAUACAUAAUUGAUGGAGGGAAACCCGUGGCAACCUCAUCAUGUUCAGUACCAGCAGCCACCACCGGCACACGAGGAAGAGAGACUAUGUAACUCCCGAGAAGGAACGGCAGUGUUUGGACAGGCCGAAGGUUCACAGACAGAGGGGCUAGCACUCAGAGAUCCCUGUCUAAUAAGAGACGACUGUGAUGAACAGGUCGAAACUGAUAACCGUUCACGUCAGACGCAGCUGCCCCAGAUGCAGAAUCAUUUGGCGGGAAACGAACAGCAACAACUGACGGUGACUGAACAGAAUGGUCUUGUACCUAGAAAUCAGAGACAUGUGGACUUAGAUCAGAUUGUGCGAUCUGAAAGUUUCGUAGAUUGUCCUCAGACACAAGAGCCACCGGCACCACAUGUUCCUGUACGACCGGAAGUGUCAACGUCAUUUCCUGUUGUUUCACACGCGCCUCAUAGUAGCGAAAAUCGUCAAAAUGGACAUUCUCUGUGUAAUCCACAGGAUUCUAAUACAGGCCGGGGUCGUACCCGGAUAGACAUGGCUUUGCUGACAGCUCCACCCCCCGGGCAGGAGGAAGAGGAAACGGAGGCAGUUGAUGAGUUCAUUGUGCCAAUUCUCCCAAUCCCCAUGGCAAUCGCAUGCUGUCUAAUGAACUUCGCGGCGCCGGGACUAGGGACCAUCGUGGCGGGAAUGUGCAUGCCAUGUUGUGGCGAUGCCGAGGAGAUGUCUCGGCGCCGGAAGUUAUGUUCUGGCGCAGCCGUAGUUGGUGUGGGGUUCCUGCAGCUUCUUCUUACAGCCUGUUUCCUUGUUGGUUGGAUUUGGAGCGCCAUCUGGGGGUUGUCCCUCGUUGGUACAUCAUUGGAUUACUACGAAAAGCCGCAAGAAGUAUCCAGCUGGAGAAAUCGUGUCAGCAGUGCGCGCGCACAGUCAGACAGUACAUGUGGAUGCUUUUCCCGGCCACUAGGCUCCGGCAGAAGACGGCCUCGUUCUAAUUUCAUCUACCCGAUGAGGGCGCCAUCUGACAUCGACCGAGAUAGCCCGCCACCACCCUACGUGAUGUUUGCCACACCCCCUCCUUCCUACAGCCCGCCAUCCCCUGCAGUUGGCGCCAACAGUAACGCUGGUCAGCUCCCGACGCAAGACUUGCCAGAAAAUAAUGAAACCCCAAAUCUCAGCUCCGCAAAUCGAUGUGCAGUGUGCCAGAAAGAUUUCGUUACAGAAGAACACAGGUUUUCCUGUCGGCGGUGUACAGAUAUUGUGUGUGGUCAUUGUUACACAAAACGUAUUCCAUUCCAAGGGGGAGAUUGCUCUAUCGUGUGUGACGUAUGUUAUAAUGAACAUCUCGAGAUGGAGGCGGAAAUGAACGACCACAUAUAGCACUGCGCAAGCGCAAUAGACGUAUCGGUUUUCAAAACCGAUUUGGAUUAACUUAUUUCAUACCGUUUUUAAACAAUAUUGAAUCAUAACUCGAUGUCCUUACUAGGAUUUUAAAAUUUGGUAUGGAUGUUACAAAGAUCAAGCUCAGCUACAGAACAUGUGGUGAUACACACAAGACCAUUCUCUGGAAUUUAAGUAUGCCUACGAUAUUAUGUAUCUGGGUGUUUGUGAACUUCUUAUAGGGAGAUGAUUUGAUCUUCAUCAGACAGAUGCUUGUUGAAUUGGCGAGAGUUUUACUCGCAUAUCAAGCGUUUUGUCGAACAUGAUGUAUAACACAAUGUUACUUUAUACUGUGAUAUUCUCUCUCCCAGGGUUCAUAGUGCCAGUAAAUAUGUUGGGGGCCGCAAAGCACUCUGGGAGAUAUGUAUAAUGUGAUAGAAAUAUAUUAUGGUGCUGAUCUUCGGUUUGGUUUAAGAUUCAUUUUUGACUUCGUCUUGUUAAUAUGUUAUCUCCUCAUUUCCAACGUGAGCGGGCGUUUUCCUGGUGGUAUACACACCCGGAACUCCUCGGGGAAUCUACAUUAUUUCAGUGACAAUGCCCGUCAAAUACUUACACUUGGAUGUCAAUAUUUUCAUAAAAAUAAGUAUGUUCAUUUAGUGAUUAUAAGAUUUAAUAAAUCAAAAGUUUCAUACACA
Messenger RNA from Pecten maximus, 2429 nucleotides. RefSeq lists its product as uncharacterized. The transcript is spliced from 5 exons. The record is from RefSeq and is a predicted model, not a curated record. Gene Ontology annotation, molecular function: metal ion binding. Lineage: Eukaryota; Metazoa; Mollusca; Bivalvia; Pectinida; Pectinidae. The coding region runs from base 373 to 1734 and encodes 453 amino acids.